This is a messenger RNA of Dermacentor silvarum, 7358 nucleotides long. RefSeq lists its product as uncharacterized. The record is from RefSeq and is a predicted model, not a curated record. NCBI's taxonomy places the organism in Eukaryota, Metazoa, Arthropoda, Arachnida, Ixodida, Ixodidae.
CCGCUUCGCAUGCCCACCCGCUAGCCAGCCCAGCCAGCCUGCCUACCUGCUCGCCAUCCGAGGAAUGCGGCCCUCCACCGCCGCUGCGACGUAGAGGACAGGUUCUCGCGGGGCUUGUCCUUUUUUUGAGUUUGUGUACUUCGUGGGUUCGGCGGUGCGCGCACCUUCUCCCUCUUGUUCUUUGGCGGUCUUCGUCAUCGCUUUGCAAGCUCGCUCGCCCGCUGCUUGCCGGCCAAGCCGGUGGAAGAAGGCGAGGAGGAAAGCGCACUUUCCGGGCCUCCCCCGUCCUCUCUUCUCGCCACCUUUCUUGCCGGUCGUAGCGACGGCAGUGAAACGCCGACGAAGCCCCUCGACGACCAGUCUUGGAGCGAGCGGUGGUUCGCAGGUGUGCAGCCCCCUUUCCCUGUGCCGACGUUCGCUCCGCGCGGAGCCUGCCACGACGACCCAACAACAACGAAACUAGAGCCGAGAAGACCCGAGACCGACCGAGCGACUCUACCGCGCCACCGACGGCCACGAGCUGCUCGCGAAGCCAGCGGACGGCACCCGAUACCUUUCUGAAGUGUGUGUAUGUUUGCAACGAGUACGCCGUUACGGUUCAUCGUGCCCGCCUGGUAGUAGUGUCUCGGCGCCAUGCCGGCCGCGCGCAGCCGGCCCCUGUGAUCUCGAAGACGUGCGCCUCAACUGCGUGUGGCCUAUAGUGUCCAUCUGCUGCCGUUGCUGCUGCCGCCGCUGAAAGUGUGAUAGACGCCGCUGGAAACCGCGGCGGCGUUUUCGUCGUUUUCGUCGACCGGUUGGCCCCAGCCAUGCGUGGGCCAACGUUGCUGCAGUUGGUGAUCGCCGCCGCCUUCGCGGCGGCCCUGGUGCUGCCUCCGUGUCUGGGGCACGUAGCCCUAACCUUCCCGCCGGCGAGGCGGUACGACUUGGACUUUCUCGACAACGGCCGAACCAAAGGGCCCUGCGGAAUGCCCAAAAGUGACAUCAUCACAACACUACCAGUUGGUGCCACAAUCAAUGUUACAUGGCAUUUGGCAUAUCCGCAUAAGGGAGGCUUCAAGUUAGAGUUGCUUGAUGCUGAGGAGAAGCACUUACAAGAUCUGACACCAUCUUCAGAAUUUCUUGGCUUGGGUGAUGCAACGGCUCAGAGCUCAACCGUGCGUCUACCCGGGUCUGUCACUUGUCGCGGCUGUUCGAUUCGCCUCCUGCGGCAGGCAUCCGAGUGGGGCGGAAAGUACCUCUUCUGGAGUUGCGCAGACGUUGACCUCGUCCCAGUGCCAGAGUUCAACGUCAUCUGCUCUGGUCAUGGGAGAAUCGAUGGUGGAAGGUGCCAUUGUGACCAUCUCUACUCUGGCAAUGUGUGCCAGUACAAAGAUGAGUGCUGGAUUGACCCGGAUUGUGGACCUCAUGGGCGCUGCGUGAACAUCGAUGCCACUUCGUAUCCACGAACACAGUGCUUUUGCGAGAUGGGCUGGUUUGGAGAAGGAUGCUCAAAGCAAUCACCAAUUACUCGUGACGGACUGAAGUGGUCAGAGUAUCACAGCCGGAAACUCUCCGACAACUUCAGCUUAUACUGGAAAAUUCUGCGUCAAAGCUCAGAAAUCGAGAUGGUCAUGAAAGUCAAGGGUACAUCUUAUGCCGCUGUUGGAUGGAGGCCCAAGGACACCACAAAUGCUUGCAAGGCAUUCCCAUCUUUUCCAAUUGAAGAAAAGCGCUCAAAGCGUCAGGCUCCUACGGACACCCAUUACGAUGAUGAUGAUGCAGAAGAGGAGUCCAGUGAACCAGCCCCCAAGCAAGAGCCCCAGCCAACACCAGAACCAGCUCCAGAACCAACACCUGAGCCAACACCAGAGCCAGCACCAGAGCCAACUGCUGAACCAACACCAGAGCCAGCACCCUCCAGUGAAAAGGACCAUGCGGCUACUCCCGAGCCUAAGCCAGAGCCUGAACCAGCCCCCGAGCCAACACCAGAGCCUGAACCUACAUCAUCGUCAAUACAUGAGGCCGAGUCAGCACAGAAUGCAGAGCACAAGCCCGCUCCAGAACCAACGCCAGAACCUGCCCCAGAACCAUCUCCGGAACCAGAGCCCAAGCCUGAGCCAGGAUCGCAGUCAGAAGGAACACCAAAACCCGAGCCAGAGCCUGCACCAGAGCCAGCACCAGAGCCAGCACCAGAACCAGCACCAGAACCAGCACCCGAACCUAAAGCUGAACCCACACCACAACCUGAACCAGAGCCUGCACCAGAGUCCGCACCCGAACCGGCACCCGAACCUAAAGCUGAACCCACACCACAACCUGAACCAGAGCCAUCAGCAGAGCCUAAGCCAGAACCAGAGCCCAAACCAGAGCCAGAGCCAAAGCCAGAACCAGCACCCAAGCCAGAACCAGAACCAAAGCCAGAACCGGAACCAAAGCCAGGAGCCAAGGGGUCAACAAAAGCAGCUGGUGGCAAAGCUGAAGGCCGUAGCCUGAAUGUGGGUACGGGUCGGUACCCUCCUGCUGGGCCUUACACACCCCGCGCAGACUUCCAUCCAAUGGACUGCACAGAUAUUGUGGUGGGAGCAGCGAGAGGCAACCUGAGCCGUGUGCUAGACAUGUACACUCGAGAUCGGUCCACCCCUCGUACAGAUGCAUUUUAUGGCGGCCACGAUGACCUCUCGGCUGCAUUUGCAUACGAAGAGGAUGGCACAACUGUGGUCUUCUUUCGUAAGCCACUGGCAGCCAACGAACUGUCGGAUCAACCGCUCAAGAAUGCACCGACUCUCCUGAUCUGGGCACAAGGGCAGGAACACGGCAACUAUGUCCACUCGCCCAAGACGGGCCUGGACGAAGGCCAUGCAAGCGUGCUUGACUUUUACCGACCCGAUGAGCUCAAGUACCACGGCCACAAGGACCAAAGAGGAAGUGCCGUCAUCAACUUCCACGGAGAGACGCGGCGGGACCCAUGCCAGGGUGAAUGGCGUUACCCAUCAACAUGUCGGGGUGACAGCUGCACUUAUACCGCCAGCUGGCUGGCUAAUCCCCACACAGAAGAAGUGUCCUUCGAAAUCCGGUCAAAGAUUGCUGACCGGUGGACUGGACUCGGGUUUUCAGAGGACCGUCGCAUGCCCAACACAGAUGCCGUCAUUGGGUGGGUGGAAAAGAAUGGCCGGUUCUUUGUCUACGACAUGUGGCUGUCCGGCUACAAGGAACCAUCGAAUGAUGUCCGAUCAGAUCUGUUCAACGUGAGUGGUGAGCACGCCGACGGCAUGACCACGCUGCGCUUCGCACGCAAGUUCGACACUGGCGAUGCUGUGCACGACCUUGCCUUCGCUGAAGGCCGCUGCCUGCACCUAGUCUUUCCCGUUGCGGGUGGUACCUACAACAGCGUGCUACGCAAAAUCGGCCGCCAUGCACAAAAUCCGGCUGUCUCAAAGACGACGCUGUGCCUGCAUGGAUGCCGCGAGCCACCACCAAAGAGGCCUCCACCUCCCCCACCGUCCUUGCCGCCAGCGGAACAAGGACCAACUGGUGGAGACUCAGGUGCUUGUUCAGGCUCCUGGCGCUUCCCUGAUUCAUGUGCUAACGAUGAUUGCGAGUACACAGCCAGCUGGCACUACCAGGCCUCUUCUGACCAGGUUUUCUUCACCAUCACCACACGUAGCAACAAGUGGACAGGCAUUGGCUUCUCUACAAACAAGGCCAUGCCAAAAACAGAUGCUAUCCUGGGCUGGGUCGAAGAGACUGGACGGUACUUCAUCAUGGAUGUUUGGAUGGAGGGAUACGAGCCCCCUCUGCUGGACCCAGUUCAAGAUGUGGCCAACAUGUCGGGACACCGGCGCGAUGGCCGCACCACGCUGAGCUUUGCGCGACAGCGCUACUCCGAAGACGUUGGCUACGACCUGGACUUGGACCAAUGCCUGUACAUGGUGUUUCCAACUCACGGUGGCGUCUUCAACGCCGUUUCCAAGAAAAUCCGAAAGCAUGAGCAGAGACCCCUUGUUUCUAGCGAGCCAGUUUGCUUCACAGGCUGCCACCCACAAGGUGGUACCAGACCACCGCCACGCCCAUCACCAGGAGGAGGUACCAAGGCCUCAUCGCCAGCAGAAGACGCAGGUGAAGGCCCGAGCAUCAAUCCACCGCGGUACGUACCAAAAGGCGGGCCAAGGAAGCCUUCAGCACCAACGACACUACCACCGCCAAGCCUGGAAGAGUACCACCUACGGCUGCAAGUAUUGGAACCUUGGCAGGCCAGCUAUGGCGUGCGUGGAUCGCGGCCUUACUCGCUUCUCUCUCAGCAGCUGACUAAAGGGCUGGAAUCUGCCCUGAACGAAGUGUCCGAGAAGCACCAGAUCAAGCUUAAACGCCUUGUAAGGGAACCUGACGGUGUGGUAGCCGAGAUGCAGCUGCUGUUGCCAACAAACCGCGAUGCCCAGGCAGUAGAGGAGAGCCUGCGCACUGCUCUCUCGCCAGGACAGCUUCUUGGCGGGUUGCGUGUAAACCCGGCCUCCCUUCAGCUGCACGUGGGUGAUGCACCAGAGUCGCGCGUGCGCCAGUCUUCCCUGCCAGGUUCUGAAUCAUCAGGUGAAGAGUCGUCCAGCGAACAGAUCAAGCUGUACGCCAUCGUCGGCGCUGUUGCUGCUCUUGUUUUCCUGCUGCUAGUGCAAGCAGCUUCUAUGGCCUGCCGAAGGAAACUGCGUACCCAGCCACCUGCUCCCAACAGGGAAAAGUUGCUGACAAGCUCCCACUGGAAGGACUACUCAACCACCGCCAGCAGCAACUACAGCUACGAGAACUUCGCCUUGCGGCCCGAUGAAGACCUGGGUCCACCAGCAGGUGCACCCCGUGCCGCCAGUGUCACCUACGACCGCGGGCCCGCCCGUGCGCCGCCUCCCGCGACCAACCCAUAUGCCACAGCCCAGAGGCGGCAGCCGCAGGAGAUGAAUCCAGAUUUCUACUUCAUGCCGCACCAGCGUCGCUACUCCGGGGAGGUUGUGCGAGUGUUUGUGGACUACAGCAACCCUGAGUACACUGGGGCACCUAAGUGAAUGCAUGAGUUUGUGGCAGAAACUGAAAGGGCCACAGCGAACUGUUCAGUGAACUUGCAGUGCUGCAGUCGUGAAGCGCCCAAAUCAAGACACACCUGCAGGUCCAUCAGGUGUGCUGCUGUUCAUGUGUGAUUUGACAUGUUGGCAAUGGCUUGACACGUUCAAAGCUCCAGCAUCUGUGUCGCAGUCGCCAGAAAGCCACGGACUACUGAAUGACUCAUUUAUGUCGACUUCAGAGUGCUGCCUCCUUGAGGUGCUCAUGCCAAGGUAUGCCCGCGGGUCCAUCGGGCAUGCCUGCACUGCCGUGCGGUUUGACAUUUGCAUUUGCUCAAAGAUCCUUCAGCAUCUGCGUCGUUGUAGUGGCAAAGCCAUGAGCCAUUGAACUACUCACGCACACACACUGUAUACCUGCAGGUCAAUCAGGUGUGGUGUGGCUUUUUGUUGCCCUUUGUCAGACACACUUCUGAACUUCAUGAAAUGUUCACGUUGUCACUGCUGCAUGCCGGUAUGUUCGGGAGGCACUGCGUUACUUACCACCAAGAAGCAGCAAUGCCGGCCGCUUGUGUAUGCCAACACCUGGUGCACUAAAAAAUGUACCUGCAACGCACUUAACCCUGUCACCAUCAGCUUGUCCCCUUUGUUGGGCAGGGAAUAUUUCAGGAUUCACAAACUGCUGGCAACUUCAAACAGUGAAAAAAGUGCAGGUAUUGUGAACAAGUGUGGUGAGGCAGUGUUUUCUGAUGUACUUGCACUUCCUGGCUCAUGGAGUCAAUGUCAGAAUGGCAUGAUAUACAAGUAUAUCAAAUAUGCUUGCGCUAUCACGUGCAUGCAAAGAGGAAGCACUCGUUUUGUGUGAGUGUGUGCGUGUGGCUGUGUGAUCCGCUAUCACACUUAACUGCACCAUAGGCUACCGCCUGGAGAAGCACGUUCCAUGGAAGGCUGCGGCAAGACCCUGCAAACUGUAAUGCAGUUUACCGUCCAUGGUACCACCCCUGCUACCUGGAGGUAAUCAGAGGGUUCUAAACUCAAACUACAGUCGGUGCAUAAAGCGAUAGCCCUAAGCACAAUGCCUGAAAGCAGGUAUCAAACAAACAAAAUAAGUACGCACACGUUAGCUUAGCACAUUAAAACUCAUUGUAUGUGCCAAGAGCAACUGUUGCAAGGCUCCACUACGCCUCACAACUGCCAAAAGAGCCAAGCACUGAUGAGCUGGGCUCUACAACGACUAUGUCUCAGGCUAUGCUAUGCUUCACAACUGCCCUCACAGCCAAGCACUUUUGAGUGAGGCAUUGCAUCUUAAGCAUGUGUGCCACAUACAUACUCUAAGCAAUCAUGCCAAACGUCAGUAUAGGAGCGUGGUUAAGAGGUCAGCUGGUGGCCUCAGGAAUGUCUGAAAAAGAAAAGCUAGAGAAAGCAAAGUGGUAAGCUACAUGCUGAAGAAUCGUAGUGUAGCUUCUAGAUGGCAUAGAAGGUAACUGGUAGAGAACAGCCUGUCUUUCCUAGCACUGUGUGAGUGUGACCUAAUGUAGUCAUCACGAUUGUGGACCCAUCCUGGUAUCUCUGUUUUUACGAGGUAUUUCGUGCUCACUUGCUUCCAGAGGUAUACUUGUUCUUAUAAGGUCACGGAUUGUGCUUCACAGACUGUGAAGGUAUAAAGAAUAGGCUGUCAGGUAAGGGUGGUUCCAUUCAGCAGGUUAUAGUGAAGUCGUAAAGAGUUUGUAAAUAGUGGCGUACAAGAAUGCACGGCAGACGUGCAGCUAGGCAUCUUGUUGUGAUAUAUUGAGCACUCGACGAGAAAUUAAAUAGCGAAGUCCACUUACCCAAUAGUAUAGACAUGUUAGUUCCUCUCUACUAAUCCUUUUUAGAUAGUGCACGACAGGGAGUCCAAUUAUAGUGAUCAAAUUGUUUGAGCAGACUGAAGUGCAUCACAUGCAGCAGACAGGAAAGCAUACAGGUGCAGGAUCAUCAGGUAAAAUUAACCAAAGUGUACAUGAGUCUUUGGAACACUGACACACACUGCACGUAACGUGGCCACACUAAGUUUCACAGCCACUUGGAGAGCAGCUGUGUUGUUUCAUUUAUGAUAGUUUCGACAAAACGGGAAUUCUCACUUUUAAAGCAAACUUGGCAAUAAUUGGUCAGGUGUGAAAAAGAGCAAUUGUAGAUAUCACACAAGGAAAUAUUUAGUAAAGCAAUUCUGGUACAUUAACAUGCCUUGAUUUAUAUGCUGAACAAGUUGAAGACAACUCUUAAUCGCUGUCAAAGCAUGUCUGUGCAAAAUGGUAUUGGUGCAACAGGCUUGUUGAAACAAAUAAAGGUGUCAAAGCAACA